Messenger RNA from Photinus pyralis (common eastern firefly), 9810 nucleotides. RefSeq names its product spectrin beta chain, non-erythrocytic 1 (gene kst). Gene Ontology annotation, biological process: actin cytoskeleton organization. Gene Ontology annotation, molecular function: phospholipid binding; actin filament binding. Gene Ontology annotation, cellular component: cell junction; cortical actin cytoskeleton; cell projection. Lineage: Eukaryota; Metazoa; Arthropoda; Insecta; Coleoptera; Lampyridae. The record is from RefSeq and is a predicted model, not a curated record.
CAUACAACGAAUUAAACAUUGUUCGUUUAAUAAACAAUUUCUCUUAUAAUAACAAAACUAGCUUUUUCGCAUAGGACUUUUCCAUAAUUUACUUAAAAACAAGAAAUAAAUGAGGUUGUAUUAGACGCGUAUAUUUUGAGAAAGUGAGCAACGCAUGCAGGUAAUUUGCUGUCUCUGUCUAUAACAACUUUUAGUCCGAGUCCGCCUCUUCUCAUUCAAUUCAAAGCGGUAGAAGUACGAAUACGUUGUUUCCUUUCGAGUAUUACGCGACUUGUACUCGUUUUUUGAAGUGCAUUUUGAAAAUCGACAUUUUGCCAGUACGAAAUAGGCAACUUUUAGUGGUGUGUAAGUGUUUCGUGGCAAUUUUGGAUUCUUAGCUGGACUUUUACCUACAUCAUAACAGGACUUUUGACAGCAAGAUGUAGGCGCUCUGGAUAGAAGAAUUUAACACGAAACGAAGGUGGGUCUGUACAUUAUGAACCAAAGCAACAGCCAUCCACGUUAUACAAAACCAAUAUGACGCAAAGAGAUGAAGUACAAAAGUUUGAGCAGGGCCGCAUUAGGUUUCUGCAAGAGGAACGUCUUCACAUUCAAAAGAAGACUUUUACCAAAUGGAUGAACUCCUUCCUUCAAAAGGUACGAAUGGAAGUGGAAGAUCUCUUUACAGAUCUAGCAGAUGGCAAAAAGCUACUAAAAUUACUAGAAAUAAUUUCGGGUGAGAAACUUGCUAAACCAAAUAAUGGAAAGAUGCGGGUACAUAGAAUCGAAAAUGUUAAUAAAAGUUUAGCAUUUUUACACACUAAAGUACGCCUUGAAAGUAUAGGCGCCGAAGAUAUAGUUGACGGAAACCCCAGACUAAUUUUAGGUUUAAUUUGGACAAUUAUUUUAAGGUUUCAAAUUCAAGAAAUUGAAAUUGAUGUGGAUGAAGAAAAUGAAAGUUCUGAGAAGAAAUCUGCCAAAGAUGCCUUAUUGUUAUGGGCACAACGUAAAACACACGGUUACGCAAAUGUUAAUAUUACCGAUUUUACUAACUCGUGGCGUAGUGGCUUGGGAUUUAACGCACUGAUCCACGCACACCGACCCGAUUUAUUCGACUACAACAACUUAGUACCUAAUAAACACAUAGACAAUUUAAACCACGCAUUCGAUGUGGCGACUAAUGAACUAGGAAUACCUUCACUCUUAGAUGCCGAAGACGUUGAUAACACAAGACCGGAUGAGAAAAGUAUAAUGACUUAUGUUGCUUCCUAUUAUCACACAUUUGCAAGAAUGAAAAAUGAAGCUAAAAGUGGCAGGAGAAUUGCAAAGAUUAUAAACCAAAUGAUGGACGCUGACAAAAUGAAACUACUCUAUGACAAACUUGUGACAGCUUUGCUAGAAUGGAUUCGUAUUACAAUUACACGACUACAAGACCGCGAAUUUCCAAAUUCUCUGGAAGGAAUCCAAAGUCUCUUGCUGAGUUUUGGCCAUUAUAGAACACAAGAGAAACCUCCCAAAUACAAGGAGCGGAUAGAGAUUGAAGCUCUGUAUUUCCAAAUAAACACUCAACUCAAAGAACUACGACAACCAGCCUUCGUUCCAGUAGAUGGCAAACUGGUGCAGGACAUCGAGCGCGCAUGGGACAUGCUGGAGCGAGCCGAACAUAGUAGAGAAGUUGCCCUUCGUAGCGAAUUGAUGAGACAAGAACGACUCGAACAGCUAAAUUAUAAAUUCGAACGCAAAAGUGUUCUCAGAGAGGGCUACUUGAAAGAGAUGAUACAAGUUUUAUCCGAUCCCCGGUACGGUUCUAACCUAACUCAGGUAGAUGCCACCGUUAAGAAGCACGAAGCGAUAUCUGCCGACAUUCUAGCUCGAGAGGAGAGAUUCCACGAUCUGUCCCAAAUGUGCGAGGAGCUCGUGAACGAGAACUACCGCAAUUCCGAAAAGGUGAAGCUGAGAGAAAACGAGAUCUUGGAGAAAUGGAGGGAAUUAUUAAAGUUGUUGAAUCGUCACAAAACUAAUUUGGGGAAUAUGACGACAGUCGUGACGUUAUUGCGUGAAAUUGAUAGUACAUUGUCAACGAUAAACGUCUUGAAGGUGGAGUUAGGCUCUAUUGACACGGGAGUUCACCUGUACGCGGUCGAGGAACUUUUACACAAGCACGCUUUACAAGAGUUACAAGUGACCUCUCUGGGGGAAACCGAACGAAAACUUCAACGAUCUGGUGACCAGGCGGCCGCACAUAAUCCAAAAGAGGAGCAAAUAUUGAGAAACAAAUUGGCAGAUUUGGCAACAUCGUACAAAGAAUUGCAGAAAUGCAGCGCUAACAGAAAGGCACUUUUAGAAGAUGCGCGCAACUUCUAUCAAUUCUUACAAGAUCAAGAGGACGAAGAAGGGUGGCUGAUUGAAAAACAAAGAAUAUGCCAAGCUGAUAUAUCCGCAAAAGAUCUCAGGGGCGUUCUCAGCUUGCAACAGAAACAUAAAUCUUUGCAGGACGAGAUUAAAAGCAGGAAAAGCAAAUUUGACCAGUUAACUAACAUUGGAAAACAACUCAUUCAAGAAAAACAUUCCGGCGCCUCAGAAAUUCAAAAAAGAAUUAAUAAUACAAAGGAGGAAUGGGAGAAACUAGAAAGAUUAGUCAAAGAACGUACCAAACAGUUACAAGAUGCUGUUGCCGUGUAUCAAUUCUAUGCAGAUGCCAAUGAGGCUGACUCAUGGUUAAAUGACAAGACUUCAAUUUUGACGUCGACCGAUUAUGGUUCAGAUGAGCCUAGUGCGCAAGCGCUCCUACAAAGGCAUAAAGAUUUACAAGGCGAACUAAAUGCUUACAAAGGCGAUAUACAAAGUUUGAACAGCCAAGCCGAACGACUUGUCGCAGAUGGUAUUUCUAACUUGGAUCUAACGUCAGAGACUGAGGUAACGGAACCUGUGGAAGAAUGGAUACAAGAAACUAGACUGGUUCCAGUUGAAGUCUUUGAAGAGGAGGAGGUCGAGAGAAUAGAACACAAACCUCACACUGAAGAACGGCUACUUCCGCAGGUACGCGCAUUAUACCCCUUUUCGGGCCACGGAUUCAACAUGAGCAAGGGUGAAGUGAUGUUCUUAUUGCACCAAAGCAAUCCAGAUUGGUGGAGUGUUAGGCGAGCAGACGGGUCCGAUGGAUUCGCGCCCGCGAACUAUCUAGUGGAAAUCGAACCACGGAUAAUGCAUAUCCAGGUUCGUAAACCCGAGAAGGUAAAGGUCAAACAAAAGGUGAAGAAAACGAAGAUGGUACACCAGAAAGUACCCGUGAAGCUGAUGACGCAAAGUACUAAGAAGGGGAAAAGGAGUGUGGAUGAAAAUGAUAGUAUACCAAAGCGACAGAAGAAAAUCAAUGACACCUAUGGUGAACUGCAAAAAUUGGCAGCGCAUCGUCACACUCUCUUAGAGGAUGCCAUUCGCCUCUUCAGGUUUUACAGGGAAUGUGACGACUUCGAAAAGUGGAUUAAAGACAAGGAGAAGUUUUUAUUGAAUGACGAGGAGGGGGGUAACGUUGUGCAAGCCAAACGAAAAUUUGAGAAAUUUUUAACAGAUUUGUUUGCAAGUAAUAAGAGAAUAGAAUCACUCGAUAAUGAAGUAAAAGAGUUGGAUGCUCAAAACCACUCCCAAAUCGGCAAAGUGCGUGCGCACCACAAACAAGUACACUCUGCCUGGCAAAGGUUGAACAGGCUAAAGUCUGAGAAAGAAAGAAGUCUAGAAGGUGCAAGCAGUGUGGAACUUUUCCAAAGAACGUGCGAUGAAGCCAAAGAUUGGAUGUUGGAGAAAAUGAUGCAGCUUGAUAUUGCCGAGAUCGGUUCUGACCUUAAAACCGUACAAGCUUUGCAAAGACGCCAUCAGAACUUAGAGCGUGAAUUAGCGCCUGUCGAAGAAAAAGUAAAUAGAGUACAACUUUUAGCAAACUCUGUUAAAAAGGCACAUCCAAACGAGCGUGAUAAUAUCACCAAGCGAGAGGACGAAAUUAAAGAAUUAUGGCAGAAAGUUAAAGGUAAAGCUAAAGAACGCAGGAAUAGACUGGAAGAUGCAGUAGGUCACAAGAUCUUUGACAACAGCGCUCGAGCUCUACUUGGUUGGAUUUUUAAUGUAAAAGAGCAGCUGAAUGCGGACACAACGGCUAGAGACGUACAGACUGCCCAAAACCUUUUAAAAAACCACAAGGACUUACAACAAGAUAUAAAAGCGCAAGAAGACGAAUUCAGGGAAGUUACCAAUUUGGGACGACAGCUAUUAAAAUCCAAUCCAUCUUUAACUGACGUAGCCGAAAAGAUAGAAAGACUAGAUGCAGAAAAGGCUGCAAUAUUAAGAGGUUGGAAUGAAAAACAGAAAUGGCUGGAACAGUGUUUGCAGUUGCAAAUGUUUAACAAGGAAGCUGAUAAUAUAGACGCGGCAACGUCAAGUCAUCAGGCGUUACUCGAAUUCAAUGACCUUGGCGCAUCACUAGACGAAGUCGAGGCUCUUUUGAAACAACAUCGUGUAUUCGUCGGUACACUAAAUGCUUCAGAUGAACGCCUAGGUGCGUUUAGUAAUGGCGCAGACGCUCUUAUCGCCGCAGAGCAUUACGACAGUCAAGCGAUCAACGAUAAACGAAACCAUGUAAUACAACGACGACAAGCCGUCAAAGAUCUGAGUCAUGCGCGUACGAAUGCCUUGGAAGCGUCUAAAAAUUAUCAGGAAUUUUGUGCGGAGGUUAACGACUUACGCAAAUGGUUGGCGGAAAAAUUGAAGACUGCUUCGGACGAGAGCUAUCGAGAUCUUAGCAACCUGGAGCGUAAGCAUCAAAAGCACGAGGCGUUUGAACGGGAAUUGCGCGCAAACGAAGGCCAGCUACGUACUAUAAACAAAUUAGGGCAAGCGCUGAUUGCGCAAGACAGUUACAGAAAGGAGGACGUCGCUAAAACUCUACACGAUUUGAAUGACGAGUGGAAGCAUUUAGUCGGAAUUUCAUUGGAUAAGGGUCGGCGGCUGCGCGAGGCCGUUGCCCAGCAUGAUUACAACAGUGCGCUCGAAGAUGUGCAUAAUAAAUUAGAUGAGAUUGAUGGUCAGCUCAAAAAUGCCCAUUUGGGAACGGACUUGCGAUCCUGCCGUGAUCUUCUCAAGCGCCAUGAGCUCCUAGAGAGUGAUCUUAAUUUGUGCGGCGUGCGUAUUGACGACUUGGCGAAUCAGAGUGAGGAAAUGUCCCAGGACGGGCAUUUUAAUUCGGGUGCGCUACGUGAUAACGCCUUCAACGCUCAAAAACGGCUCAAAGAUCUCGAAAAACCAGUCACUUUGCGCAAGGAAGCUCUUCGAGAAGCCCUUAAAUUUCAUAUGUUUGCUUUUGUGUUGGAUAACGAAUUGCAGUGGAUUAAAGAACGUCUCCCGCUUGCAGCUUCUGAGAGUUUAGGUCAAAAUUUGUACGAUGCCCAGAUGUUUUACAAGAAACAUAAAAAGUUGGAAACCGAAAUCAUGGGACAUCAGCCAGUAAUUGACAAGGUUCUCGCAGAGGGUGAAACGCUAGUCGAUUUAAAUCAUCCACAAAAGAAAAAGAUACAAGAGUUGUGUAAUACACUGAUCGAAUCUUGGACAGACUUGAACGACAAAGCAACUAAGAGAACGGUUAAAUUGGAAUUAUCAUUGAAAGCGCAACAAUUCUUUUUCGAUGCCAAUGAGGUCGAAUCGUGGUUAAACGAAAAAAGUGAUAUCCUAUCCAAUACAGACUAUGGCCGUGACAGAGAUUCUUCCACAAAAUUACUUACCAAACACAAAGCGCUUGAACUGGAAUUGGAUACAUACAACAGUAUUAUUGCGGAAAUGGGUCGUAGUGCCCAAGGUCUCAUUAUGUCGGGUCAUCCCGAAUCGAAAGCGAUAGCUGAACGGCAAGCCACUCUAGAGCACCUGGUGAGAUCGCUGCAACGUCGUGCCGCCGCCCGUCAACACCGACUGAUGGAGUCUCUUUUCCGGCACGAAUAUUUCUUAGAAUCGGGAGAUCUAGAACGAUGGAUCAUGGAGAAGUUACAGCAGGCCACUUCUGAAGACUACGGAUUGGAUUAUGAGCACUUAAUUAUUUUGCAAGCCAAGUUUGAUGAUUUUAAGCAUCGUGUGGAAGCAGGAAGCGAAAGAUUUAAUCAAUGUGAAGAUUUGGCGCAGAAGUUGAUUGUGAACGAAAGUCCGUACAAAUCUGAUAUAGAGAGCAAGCAAUCACAGUUAGAAAUUGCGGAACAAUCAGAUGUGGUGGAGGAAGUAAAAGCUCGUCACUUGGAUAUAUGUGAGAAAUGGCAGAAACUUCGUGAACAAAUAGCAAGUCGAGAUAAGCGACUUCAUGCCGCUGGAGAAAUACAUCGCUUCCACAGGGAUGUUGCCGACGCUCUUUCCAGAAUACACGAGAAGAAUGCCGCAUUAGGUACCGAACUUGGGCGCGAUCUCAAUUCUGCUCUGACGCUGUUACGUAAACAAGAGGCAUUUGAAAAUGAAUUGGUAGCGCUAGAGGCACAACUUCAAGUUCUUGUUGACGAUGGCGCCCGAUUGCAAAUAUCGUAUCCCAGUAACAAAACGCAGAUUCAACAGCAGCAGGAAGUUGUUGUGACUGCGUGGCAUGGUCUUAAAGAGCGUGCGGACUUGCGGCGCGAUCAACUACAAGCUAGUGUAGAUUUGCAGAAGUUCCUUUCUCAAGCUAGAGAUUUGACAAGUUGGUCUUCAGGGAUUCGACUGGCAAUGGGUACGGAUGUAAACGUGAAGGAUUUGGCUAGCGCCCAAGCACUUAAAAUUGAACAUGAAUCAUUAAAAAGUGAAAUUGAAGCACGUGAAGACACCUUUCAGGCUGUAGCCGAUAUGAGUACUGCUAUGGAGCAAACAGGUCACUAUGCUUUCAGUGAAGCAGUUGAACGGUGCACGGCUUUAUUCCAAGAACGCGAGAAGUUACACACGGCAUGGCAAUUAAAGAAAAUCCAUCUUGAUCAGUUAAUUGAUUUACUGUUCUUCUUACGAGAAACAAAACAAAUUGAAAAUAUAUGUAACACCCAAGAAGCUGCUUUAGGUAACACCGAUUUUGGGGAAACUGUUGAUGAGGUCGACAGGCAGUUGAAAAAGCACGACGCUUUCGAAAAACUAUUCAACUCUCAAGAGGAACGUAUUGAUCAUUUGUUAAAAUCUGCAGACAAAUUAAUUUCUCAAAAGCACUUUGAAAGUGCCCAGAUAGCCACUUCAGUUGCUGAAGUUCAACAAAAGCGUUUACAUUUGCGCCAUCUUUGUGUGCAAAGGCGCCAUCAACUCGAGAACGCUUUGCUUUACGCGCAGUUUGUGAGAGAUGUUGUGGAUGCUCAAGUGUGGAUAGCGGAGAAAGCGAAGAAACUGCAAUCUGAGAUUAAAACUGGUGAGGUUAGCAAUCUGGAGGAAAAAAUGAAAGAGCUUCAGAAACAUCAAGCGUUUCAAGCGGAAAUUGGCGCAAACGAGAGCCGAAUGACGGAAAUUCACGAGAAAGGCAAAAUUUUAAUUGCAAAACGUCACAAAGCAUCCAGUGAUAUUAAACAACAACUUGCCAAUCUUGAAAGUGCAUGGAAGCUGUUGGUACACGAAGUCAAUUUGCGAGGAAAGGGUUUGGAGGAGGCUCAAGACAUUUUAGAAUUCAAUAACCAAUUGGACAAAUUAGAUGCUUGGAUCCGCGAUAAAGAGGUAAUGGUGCAAGCUGGCGAUACUGGAAGAGAUUUUGAACAUUGUCAAGCACUGCAGCGGAAAUUAGAUGAUGUCGAUAGCGAUAUGAGGGUUGAUGAUGCAAGAAUCAGAAACAUCAACUUCUUGGCCGACAAGUUAAUUCAUCAGGGACACUCGGGCGUAAAACCUAGACGUGAUGGUUUUAUGGCUAAGUGGCAGAAUUUGCAAGGCGCACUAAGCCAGUAUCGUGAAAAGCUGGCGGGCGCGUUAGAAGUACACUUAUUUAAUAGAGACGUGGACGACACCUCGGAAAGAAUUAGCGAAAAGGCACACGCAAUGGAUAGUGAGGAUGUAGGUAAAAAUUUGCAUCUUGUCGAAGCUUUGCAACGCAAACUAGAAGCGUUGGAAAUGGAAAUGACUGCUGUUGAAAGUAAACUGAACGAACAUGGUAGAGAUGCAUUCGAAUUGAGUGACAAAUACCCGCAUAGCGCCAAACACAUUUCAAGUAAAUUAACGGCAGUACAAGACGAAUGGAAUAAGUUGUGUCUUUCAAAAAAUAAAAGGCGUUCAAAUUUGGAGAGGGCGUACACGAAGCAAAAGUUUUUGUCUGAUCUUAAGGAUUUGGAGUUGUGGACCGAUGAAAAUAUCAAAUCAAUGGAGGACACAAAUAAACCGAAAAGCAUAUCGGAAGCAGAAGCUCUCAUAGAGCUACACAACGAAAAGAAGGCCGAGAUUGAUGGACGCCAGGAGGUCUUUGAGCAUUUACACAAUUUUGGCAAGAGUAUUAAAGACGAAGAUUCAGAAAUAGAGGAAGCCUUGGAAAGACUGCAGAAAUUAAAAAAGCUACUGACGAGCAAAUGGAUGAAGCACAAAGAGGAUUUAACUCACGAAUACCAACUGCAAGAAUUCAAAGAGCAAGGUGACCAGUUGGAGUCAUGGCUAGCAACGAAAGAGGCAUUUUUAAACAAUGACGAUUUAGGUGAGAGUACAAGAGCUGUCGAAACGCUAAUGAGAAAGCAUCAAGAUUUUGAAAAAAUGUUGAAUCAGCAAAUGAAUCGAGUUACCGAUCUACAAGAAGUAGCGAAGAUUAUAUUGUCAGACACUCGGUAUGAUAAUCAAGAGGUUAAACAUAGACUGCAGGCAAUAUUAGAACGACAAGAUCGUUUGCUCGAGAGCUCUAAGAUCCGUAAACAAAAGCUCACAGAGUCUCAAGAUUUGUACGAGUUUAGGAAGAAUAUUUACGAGGUCGAAAAUUGGUUGACUCAGAAAAUACAAAUCGCUGGUGAUGAAAAUUAUCGAGAUCCUAGCAAUUUGCAAAGUAAAAUACAAAAGCAUUCCACAUUUGAAGCAGAAAUACUAGCAAAUCAGAAUCGAGUGCAAGCUGUUAUUGUAGAGGGCCAAGGUCUGAUCACCGCCAAACACUUCGCCGCAGAGGAAAUUCAAAAUCGGCUCGAAGAUUUAGAAAACGAUUGGAAGCAUUUAAGUGAACUGUCGCAGCUUAAACGUGAACGUCUUAAUGACGCAUAUCAAGCUUUGCUGUUCGAUAGAUCCUUGGAUGAAUUCAUAACGUGGCUCGAUGAAGUUGAAGGCCAGCUGAAAUCCGCCGAUUACGGAAGAGAUCUAUCUUCUGUGAAUAAUUUACUCAAAAGACACGCGGUGCUCGAAAACGAUAUUCAUCAGCAUUCCGAAAAUUGCGAAAUUAUAAACGAGACGGCGGAAGACUUUUUGCGAAAUAAGCAUUUCAGAGGGGAAGAGCUACAUGAAAAUGCUCAGCAGGCGAUAACCCGUUUUCACCAAUUACAUGGACCUUCGCAAGCUAAGAGAGAUCUGUUAGAGGCGUCUUCCAUGUUGCAUCAAUUCACCCGAGACGUGGAGGAUGAACUUCUAUGGCUUGCCGAAAGGGAACUGAUAGCUGCUUCAACGGAUUUGGGGAAUAGUUUAACAGCCGUACAGAGUUUGCAGAAGAAGCAUCAGGUGUUGGAAACUGAAUUACUGUCAAGAGAGCCUGUGGUCACUGCACUAGUUGCGCGCGGUACACAUUUGUCAAGACCUGGACAUGAUUCGUUGGCAAUCACAGAAAAAGCAAAUAAUUUGAAGAACAAACUGAGGCAUGUGCGUGACCUUGCCAGCUUACGAAAAUUAAGGUUACAAGAUGCCCUAGAAUCACAGAUG